This is a messenger RNA of Notothenia coriiceps (black rockcod), 1237 nucleotides long. RefSeq names its product zona pellucida sperm-binding protein 3-like. Gene Ontology annotation, cellular component: extracellular matrix. Gene Ontology annotation, molecular function: acrosin binding. NCBI's taxonomy places the organism in Eukaryota, Metazoa, Chordata, Actinopteri, Perciformes, Nototheniidae. The record is from RefSeq and is a predicted model, not a curated record. The transcript has 9 exons. Gene Ontology annotation, biological process: positive regulation of acrosome reaction; egg coat formation; binding of sperm to zona pellucida. Bases 1 to 1209 code for a protein of 402 amino acids.
AUGAGUUGCAGUGAGGAGGCUCCAGGAUAUUCACAGUUUGGACUUUUUGGACAGAGUUUCUCCCUCAUGCAGCUCCUCCGGCUGGCCUGGGCUCUGACUGCCGCCGCGGCCUGCUUCCUGAUCCUCCUGAUCCUCCACAACCACAUCCUCAGAGAAGCUGUCAAUCAGGAGAAGCAGUCUUUCCGUGAGCCGAUCUCUUGGAAGUAUCCGGAGCCGCCUGCUGAGGAACAGCCCAAGUACCCUCAAGAUUUUCAGCUGAAGACCCCGGUGGCGUUUGACAGUGUCAGUGCCGUCUGCGGGGCGAACUCCGUCCGAGUCGAGGCCAAGAAAGACCUGCUGGGGAUCGGGAAACCUGUCCGCGCUGCAGAAGUCACGCUGGGAGGAUGUCCAGCCACCGGGGAAGAUGCUCAGGUCCUCGUGUUUGAGUCGGAGCUGCACGGAUGUGGCAGCGAGCUCGUGAUCUCGGAGGACUCGUUCAUCUACGCCUUCACCCUGCACCACAUACCCGCUCCUCUUGGGGACAGUCAGAUCAUUCGGACCAGAGAGGUCACCGUCAGCAUCCAGUGCCAAUACCAGAGGAAGCAUGAUGUAAGCAGCGUGCCGUUGAAUCCGACAUCGAGUCCGUUCAGUGCCACCAAAUCUUCAGAGGAAACGCUCUUCUUCUCUUUAAGACUCAUGAGUGAUGAUUGGCAGUCGACCCAUCCGUCCGCUCAGUUCCUGCUGGGAGACAUGAUGAAGUUUGAAGUUUCAGUCAGACAGUUUCAUCACGUCCCCCUCAGAGUGAUGGUGGACAGCUGUGUGGCCACCGUGAUCCCGAACAUCGACACCGUCCCCCGAUACGCCUUCCUUGGAAAUAACGGGUGCCUAUUUGACAGUCAGCUAACCGACUCCAGCUCUCAAUUCCUCCCACGGGCGUAUGAAGACAGACUGCAGUUUCAGGUCGAGGCGUUCAAGUUUCAACAGGAAGGGAGUGGCGUGAUCUACAUCACCUGCAAUGUGAGAGCUGCUGUAGCUUCUGCCGCUGUUGAUGCCACCAAUAAGGCCUGUUCCUUCUCCAACGGGUGGACGGAGGCCAGCGGCAACCAUCGAGCGUGUUCCUGCUGUGAUACAGACUGUAGGACAGGAAGUCACAUGACUGGAUCCGAGGCUCAGUGGGAACAGGAAAAAGCUGUUGGACCAAUCACAGUGAACGAGAGACCUCAAUGGUGAAAGUGCAAAAUAAAAACUUUAAAAUUUA